AAUAUGGGGUCGUUGAAAGCUUUACAAGAAUGGUGUCGAAUACAGUGUGAAAAUUACCGUGACGUGGAAAUAAAGAACAUGUCAGCUUCGUUCAGGGAUGGCAUGGCUUUUUGUGCCAUAAUCCACAAACACAGACCGGAUUUGAUAGACUUUGACUCCCUCUCUAAGCACAAUGUCUAUGACAACAACCGCCUGGCAUUUGAGACAGCAGAGUCGGAGCUGGGCAUUCCGGCCCUGCUGGACCCCGAGGAUAUGGUGUCCAUGAAGGUGCCUGAUCGGCUGAGCAUUAUCACAUACGUCUCCCAGUACUACAACUACUUUACCAACAAGUCUCAAGCAGCCACCCGUCCUUCCUUGAAAAUUCCAGGUCAUACAGUCCAAAACAAGCUGGCCAUAAAGAGUAAUGACCAAGUACCAGAGUCCAAGAAAAGCGCAGAUGACCAAUCAAAACGCAAAGCCCUGAGCAGCACCUGCGCAGCCUGCCAGAAGCAUGUCCACCUGGUGCAGAGGCACCUGGUCGAUGGCAAACUCUAUCACCGCAACUGCUUCAGGUGUGCGGAGUGCAGUAGCACCCUGAUACCUGGCUCUUACAAAUUAGGAAGUGAGGCUGGCUCCCUGGUCUGCACUCACCACUUUAAUGGUCGCAACAGUCGCCCAGACCUCAGCAAGCUGAAAGGACCAAUGGCAGGAUUAGGAGGGAGGGCUUCACCACCUGAGACUCCGCCCACCACAAGAGGCCAGGAGAAGGCUCCACCCCAGAGUGUGGCCAGUGAGGAAACGUCGCUCUGUCCUGAUUCGGACAGAGAAUCAGAUGCAGUGCAGAAUGAUGGGAACAAAGAGGAGAACAGAGAAGCAGAAAAAGAUGAAAGCAGACAGUCGGGGGACCGUGUGAAAGAAUCGGGUGGAGAGGCAGAGGGCAGAGAGAAAGGGGAAGAUGGAAGCAAGGAGACCAUGGACAGAAGGGAAGAGGAGGAAUGCAGAGAGAGGGAUGGAAGCGGAGAGGAUGAGGAACUCCAGCUGUCCAUUCCUCCUGGUCUUACUGAGCACGGAAAUCAACAGGGUGAUCAAGCGGAAGCACAUGCAAAGAAAGAAACGGAAAAUUCCGCCAGUCAGUUGGGAGCCAGCGCACGACCUGUGCCUGCCCCCCGACGGGUCUUUGGCCCCACUCCUCCACGUCCAGCGCCUAGGACCCGGCCCCCCAGGGUAAAGGACAGCCCCAUCAUCAAUGGUGAUCCAGUUUCAGGUGCCUGUGCAGGUGAUCCAGGUAAUCCACCUGACCCCAGCAGAAUCACUUCUGCUCCAACAGAGAGAUCCCUGUCCCCAGGGAGUUCCAGCCAAUCCUGUGGAACCCACAAACCCAAAGAUCCGCCCUGGAUGGCCCUGGUGCACCCUGGGCCAUGGAGGAAACUACCCCCAGCCCCUCCCGCUCACAUGACCUCUCUUCCGCGAUCUGGCACUGUACCAUCCUCCAGCGGCUGGGGGUCCAGGCUGGCCGCAUCUACCAAUCCCUUUGAGAUUGAGGAGAAGGCGGAUGAAGAGGCAGAAGAGGAGGCAGGGCCUGUUAGCAUCUUAGGGCCACCCUCUGUGGUGGCCAAGCACCCCUGGUAUGGGAUUUCUGGGGCAGCCAAAGCAGCCAGUAUGGACAGUCCCACUCGUGCGGCCAGCACAGCUUGUCCAGCCAACAAAGGCAGCCCAACCCAUGCAGCUAGUCCAGCCAACAGAGUCAGCCAAACCCAUACAGCUACUCCAGCCAGCGCAGCUAGUCCAGCUGAUAAUGUCAGCCCAACCCGCACAGCCAACUCGAGCAGCCCAAAGAGUAAGAAAAGGCGAGCGCCCGCAGUCCCACAGUCCUCUUCCACAGACUGCAGCUACUCCAAGUGUUUGCCUGAUAGCCAGUCUCAUCCUUUUCCUAAGAGUGUAUCUGAACCAGCUAUUGGUGCAUCUGCUAUCUCGUCCUCCAAUCAUGAACCUGAACAGCCUGCUAGCGCCUCCCCACCCCACCAAUCAGCCAGUUCCAGCUCAUCUCCCAUGGCUGCUGAGAGCACAGGCAGUGUUUGCUUUAAUUGUGUGGGUUCCCCACCUCCAAUGCCCCUGUCUAUCCCCAGUUCUCCAUCAACUCCCAGCUUGUUAUUAAUCCAGAGUCCCUCAUCAAUCCACCACUCCAUAUCAAUCCCCAGCCUUUUGUCAAUCCACAACGCCCCAUCAAUUCCCUGCUCACUAUCAUUCCCCAAUCCCUCAUCAGCCCCCCACUCUGUAUCAAUCCCUAGCUUCUUACCUGUCCCAAACUCCCGAUCAGUUCCAAGCUCCCUAUUGGUUCCCAACUACUCAUCAGUCCCCCAUGCUGUAUCUAUCCCCAGCCUCGUAUCAAUUCCCAAUCCCCCCUUAAUUCCCGCUAAUUCCAUGUCAGUUCCCAACCCGUCAUCAGUCCCCAGCUCAAUUCCCAAUCAGUCAUCAAUCCCCCACUCUGUAUCAAUCCCAAGUCUCUUAUCAAUGCCCAACUCUCAGUUUAUUCCCAGCCCUCUAUCAGUUCCCAACCCAUCAUCAAUCCUCCAUUCUGUAUCAAUCCCAAACCUAUUAUCAGUCCCCAACUAUCCAUUAGUUCCCAGCUCUCUAUCCUUUCCCAACUCUUCAUCAAUUCCUGGCUGUGUAUCGACAGCCGGUCUUUCAUCAGUCCCUAACUCCCUAUCAAUGUCCAGGUCCAUAUCAAUCCCCAGUUUACCAUCAGCUCUUAAUGCACCUAUGGAAGUGGGAGCUUCACCACCGGCCCCCUCUCAGUUUAAGCGGGCUUGUAAGAAGAAUCCCUUCAAUCAGAAAGCCUCUCCGUCCUACACCUCCCCCAAAUCCAGCUCCUGUGAGGGCCCCUGCUCCACCCGGCCACGCGCCCCAGGACACGGCUUCCCACUCAUCAAGAGGAAGGUGCAAUCGGACCAGUUCGUCCCGGUGGAGGACAUCCAGAUGGAGAUGGCAGAGCUGGAGAGACGGCUGGACCAGCUGGAGCUGAGAGGCGUGGAGCUGGAGAGGAGACUCAGACACUGCCAGGAUGGCGAGGAGGAGGAAACCAUGCUGGUGGACUGGUUCACUCUCAUCCACGAGAAGCACAUGCUGGUGCGGAGGGAGGCGGAGCUGGUCUACACGGCAAAACAGCAGAAUCUGGAGGAGAGACAGGCAGAUGUGGAGUAUGAGCUGAGAUGUCUCCUCAACAAGCCGGAGACGGAGUGGAUUAAGGACGAUCGGGACAGAGAACAGCAGCUGAUGAUAGAGCUGGUCACCAUCAUUGAGGAGAGGAACCAAAUCAUCAACAGCAUGGACCAGGACAAGCAGCGGGAGGAGGUGGAGGACAAGCUGCUGGCAGCCAUGAUCAAGAGGAAAGAUUUCCACAGGGAAACAGACAGCGCACAGAGGAAGAGAGCGGGCAUGUUUAAAGCACUGAAAGUCCUGAAGAUGCUGAGCCACAAGACUGAGGGGGGCAAGAGUAAGAGCCACCAUAAGGGCAAGAGAUGAGAGAGGGCAAGAGCUGGAGGGAGACGGGCCCACAGAGACAGCAGGACGAAUUCAGAGGGAAGAGGGUGAAGUUACGGGUUGAUUGCGUGCAUGAGAUGGUGACCAGGACGUGUCAUCACCAGAGGAACAUAAAAUCUGAAUGCAGGAGGAAGUGGUAUGGAGAGAGCGAGAAGGAGAAUGAAGCUGAGAACAUAAAGACCCCAUCCACAGUCGAACCUAAAACACCCCCCAACUCAUUCCCCAACUCAAAAAAAAACACGCUCCUUGCCUAUUUCUCAAUCCAGUCCAAACCCUCAUGCACCCAUGAGUGUAAUGAGGAUAUUUUUGCAUCACGUUUGUGUACAAAAGAACACAACAGCACAUACAAGUGUGAA
Messenger RNA from Megalops cyprinoides (Indo-Pacific tarpon), 3875 nucleotides. RefSeq names its product MICAL-like protein 1. Lineage: Eukaryota; Metazoa; Chordata; Actinopteri; Elopiformes; Megalopidae. The transcript has 17 exons. Bases 4 to 3501 code for a protein of 1165 amino acids. The record is from RefSeq and is a predicted model, not a curated record. Gene Ontology annotation, molecular function: protein binding.